AUCAUGUCCAUUUACAAGGAGCCGCCCCCGGGAAUGUUUGUUGUGCCUGAUCCCCAUGACAUGACCAAGAUUCAUGCAUUGAUCACAGGCCCAUUUGACACGCCUUAUGAAGGGGGUUUCUUCUUGUUCCUGUUUCGCUGUCCUCCAGAUUAUCCCAUCCACCCGCCGCGGGUCAAACUGAUGACAACGGGAAAUAACACAGUGAGGUUUAACCCCAACUUCUACCGCAAUGGGAAAGUCUGCCUGAGUAUUCUAGGCACCUGGACCGGGCCGGCGUGGAGCCCAGCGCAGAGUAUCUCCUCAGUCCUCAUCUCCAUCCAGUCCCUGAUGACUGAGAACCCCUAUCACAACGAACCCGGCUUCGAGCAGGAGAGGCACCCUGGGGACAGCAAGAACUAUAACGAGUGCAUUCGGCACGAGACCAUCCGGGUAGCAGUGUGUGACAUGCUGGAAGGAAAGUGUCCCUGUCCUGAGCCCUUACGGGGCGUGAUGGAGAAAUCCUUCAUGGAAUACUACGACUUCUAUGAAGGGGUGUGUAAAGAGAGACUUUACCUCCAAGGACAGACAAUGCAGGAUCCUUUUGGUGAAAAACGAGGCCACUUUGACUAUCAGUCCCUAUUAGUGCGUUUGCAAGGAAUUCGGCAGAAGGUGCAAGAGAAACACCAGCAGGAGAAUACAGAAAUAGACUCUGAGAGCAGCUCCUCCGAGACAGAGACAGACACUCAAGGUUGCUCUAAAGCUUAGAGCUGCGCUGCCGGUGGAGGGGCCGAGCCGUGGGGAUGUCCUGUCUUCACACUCUAGAGACCCCCGACAGACUCCACAACCCAACCGAUGCCAGAGCGGAGAGGACUGGGGGAUGUCUUCUGUCUCCUUUUACUGCUCUGGUGGAUAACGCUGAACGAGAAGACUUCAUGCUAGACAAAGCCAAGCUUGUGACAGGCUACUCUUAAAAAGGUACUUACUAUGCUAGAAAGCUGGAGCAUGUGGCAUCAGGUUAUUUUUUGGAAACACCUACACUGGUUGGUUUUUUUUUUUUUCCUUUAUUUUUUUUUUUUCCUCCAUUUGAUUAAAGAAUGAGAUCUAGACUGCGAAUCCUCUUGACAGCUUUUCUGUUCCUAGACAGUGAGCCCCUUCCCCGGGGCCGUGCUGAACGUGGAGCUGUGGGAGCACUUUGAUGAGCCCAGGGUAUGACGGGGCCCACGCACCCCGUGCCCAGGUGAAACCUUUUUUUUGGUGCGGGUUGGGAGAGAGAUGGAGCCUCUCUGCUCUGUGGAGCCCACCUACCUGAUGUCUUUCUUCUAGACACUGUUCUAGACAGACCAAAGAUAAAAGAGCAGUGGUGGAAUCUGGGCUCCUUUCUGAAAGCUUUACUCAAGCCCUGGGUGACUUCGUCCACUGAGACUCCAGGCGCAAAGGGGCAGAUGAGAAGUGGAAACAGCAAGAAUCCAGGAAUCAAGUGCAGGUGUGUUCGUCUUGGUGAUCUGGGGAAGGGGGGGUGAGAAGAACAUGGGUCAGAGAUGGGGAGAGCACUUAUAAGUCGAGUUUGUGUACUAUUUCUUUAAGGUAUUGAUUUGAAUUUAGCAUCCUAGAAAUACUUUAUUCUGGCUGCUCUGAAGGGAGCUGUUUUUUUUUCCUUAACUGAAGUAUUCUUUACUUUCCACCUCCCUAGUCAGUACAGUAUUUUAUUUUCCUCCCUUCCUCCUCCUCCUGCCUCCACCGGCAGAUCCGAGCGCUGGGAUAAGGGGCCGUUCCAGCGGAGGAAGCUGCUGUUUGGGGUGGAGCUCCUCGGAGGUGGACGCCUUGUUGCCGACAGAUUCCUUUGCCAAACUUAGCCCAGUGUCGUCGAGUUUAACACUUCGGUGCUUUUGAACGUUUUAAAGCAGCAGCUUUUCUUUUUUUUUUUACUGUGAGCAGAGCCCCUCGGCGAGACGCCUGCGAGUGCCAUUACAUCAAAGUGCAGUCGGUGUAACUUGGGUGGAGGCGAAACACACGGUUUCUCCAGGUGUUAUGAGCCUGGGGAUGGUUGAUUGGAGCAGUGUAACAUUUUGUUGAUAAAGAGCUUAAUCUACUUUUUUUUUUUUGUUGUAUUAUUCCUUUUAUGGGAGCUUUGAUAGAAAGCUGAGCACAAAGUUGCACAUUGUCCUGGGCCCUCUCCCGGUUUCCUUAAACACCUUCCCACCAGCUCGGCCCCGUUUCAGACUCCUCGUGGUGGUGGGAGAACUUCCAACACAGUCUAAAGGAAAAAAAAGGGCAGAAAGAGGGGGCCUGGAAGGCCCCUGCCACGUGCUGCACAGAAAGGCAAUGCCCCACACCUCACUCAAUUAUUGUCACUCUCUGAUUUCGAUCGACUCUUGCAGAACUCAGAGGCCUGCACACUGCUGCUCCGGCAGCGCCGAAAACCCGAAAGGUGGAAACAUUUUGGAAUUGUUAAGGUGCCGUUGAACAACUCGGGGAACCUUUUUUUUUCCUCCCCCUUUAGCAAGUAAACACCCCUGGGUCUGUCAUUGGCUUGAUUUCGACUUAAACCCUGUCUCCCCCUCGAGGGAAAGCUGAACUUACAUAGGACUCACUCAACACACACCAGAGGAGAGUAAAUAAAGCGGUGUUCACCUCGGAAGCAGCUCUGGGGGAGGUGGGGGGGUCUCCCCACGAGUCCCCAGCUGCCUGAUAUUUUACCACCUCUUCAAUCCCAUUGUAAAUGUCACGUUGUUUUUCACCAUUCAGUAGCGUCGUGGGUAGAGCUGUGACUCCCCUGCCUUCCCCAGGCAGAGCUGGGUCUGAAAUCUGUUUGUGGUGCAUGUGGCGUUACCAUCCACCCAUACAAGGAAACGAGAAAAUGCCUUAUUGUGGACACUAUUCACAUAACUCGCAUGUGGCUGUAAAAGAGAAGUAUUAGUUUUAUAGCUCUAAUGUCGUCUGUCCUACCAUUUCUGAAUGUUUCCAUUUCAAAGUGACAAUCCUCAAAUGACUGCUCUAGACAGAGAUGUUUUAGCAACAGAUUUUUAGACCUAAUUGAGUUGAAAAUAUAUGCACAAGAGUCACUCUAAGAUACCUUGUUUAUAUACUAUUGUACAUA
Molecule: messenger RNA, 3076 nt
Organism: Calidris pugnax (ruff)
Lineage: Eukaryota; Metazoa; Chordata; Aves; Charadriiformes; Scolopacidae
Gene: UBE2Z
Product: ubiquitin conjugating enzyme E2Z
Exons: 6
Coding region: 4-744 (246 amino acids)
Biological process (GO): negative regulation of apoptotic process
Cellular component (GO): nucleus
Molecular function (GO): ubiquitin conjugating enzyme activity; cysteine-type endopeptidase inhibitor activity
Source: RefSeq, a predicted model, not a curated record